This is a messenger RNA of Zophobas morio, 1029 nucleotides long. Its product is annotated as odorant receptor 49b-like. Gene Ontology annotation, molecular function: odorant binding; olfactory receptor activity. Gene Ontology annotation, cellular component: plasma membrane. The record is from RefSeq and is a predicted model, not a curated record. Lineage: Eukaryota; Metazoa; Arthropoda; Insecta; Coleoptera; Tenebrionidae. The transcript is spliced from 4 exons. Gene Ontology annotation, biological process: detection of chemical stimulus involved in sensory perception of smell; sensory perception of smell. The coding region runs from base 1 to 1029 and encodes 342 amino acids.
AUGGACAACAUUAAAAUAAAUCUUCUCAUCAUGAAUUUCAUGGGGUUGUGGCCUACAGGUGACACAUCUUACAAACCAGGUUUUUACAUGUUGUACACCACAGUCAUAGUAAUUCUGGUGGCAAGCCAUAUCUUGUCUGAAGUAAUCAACAUUUAUUUCGUAAGAGAUAAUUUAGAAAUGGUGGUGGGAAUUAUAUACAUAAUCUUAAUUGAAAUUAUGGCAGCCACUAAAGCUGUCAUCGUCAUCCGAAAAAUGAAAACUCUUAAGAAUACGGUGAAACUAAUUCAAAGCGACUGGUUCCAGCCACAGAACAACACCCAAAUAUUGUUGAUUCAACCCAGUAUAAAUUUCUGGAAACUUAUUUAUAAAGUGUUUGUAACCGCAUCCAUCGGUUGCAAUAUUUUCUGGAUGAUCCCCCUUUUAAGUUCAAGUACAAUGAAAAAACAAUUACCAUUUUUAGCUUGGUACCCAUAUGAUGCAGCAGUUUCUCCGUUGUAUGAAAUUACGUACGUUUUUCAGCUAGUUAGUACUGGAUAUUUAACCUUCAUUAGUAUAAAUGUCGAUGCUCUAAUUUGUGUGUUUAACGUCUACAGUUGUUGUCAGUUUGACUUACUAAGUGAUAACUUGAGAAAUUUGGAAUUUAUAAAUGAUAAUCCUUGUGAAACUAGGGCAAGUCUGAUUUGGUGUAUUACACACCAUGAACAAAUUUUAAGGUUUGUUAAAAGUUGUAAUGACUUCUUUAAGUGGAUUCUCUUCUGGCACUUAAUUGUGAGUGGUGUAUCGAUUGGAAUAACCAUGUUUCAGUUAACUCUAAGUAAUUUUGUUUCAUACGCCACAUUUGAAUCCGACUGGAUAAAUUUCCCACACAGUACCAAGAAGGAUUUAUUGUUAUUCAGUAUGAAUCUAACUCGUCCACUAACAAUAUCCACGUUCAAUGUAUUUCAGUUAUCACUAAAUACUUUUGUGAAAAUUCUUAAAACCGCCUGGUCCUAUUUUGCUCUUUUAUAUCAGCUUAGUGGCAAAAGUUAA